AUGCCAACGGCAACAAACAGUAUUGAAAAAGAAGAAGAAGAAACAGGGAUAAAGGGGGAUCAAAGUUCAACGAAGUGCCAAGACUGUGGGAACCAAGCGAAGAAGGAGUGUUCAUAUUGGAGGUGCAGAACAUGCUGCAAGAACAAAGGAUUCCAUUGUCAAACCCAUAUCAAGAGCACUUGGGUCCCCGUUGAUCGAAGGCGCCACAGGGAAGUAAAUAACCACUUUCAGUUGCACCACCCACAUAUCUCCAAAAAGCACAAGCACUUCUACUCACCAUCACCAGGUGUAGAGGACAAGUUAAAGUUGCCAUCUGCUACGAAUUCCAUGGCUAUAUUUCGGCGCGUUGAGGUUAGGUCAAUGGAUCAUGCGGUUAACGAAAUUGGCUAUCAAACAUGUGUCAACAUUGGAGGACAUGUAUUUAGUGGUCUUCUAUAUGAUCAUGGCCCUCCUGCUGUUGCUGCUGCUCCUUUUCUUGAUCAUCAUCAUCAACAGAAUCUCAAUCAUGGUGCAAGUAUGGGUCCAGUUGAUGAUGUUGAUGAACCUUUCUUGCCUCCACCACCACUUUCAGACACGCUACGUACGCCCUACUUCUCAUUUCCAAAACCAUAG
Arachis stenosperma is the source of this 612-nucleotide messenger RNA. RefSeq names its product protein SHI RELATED SEQUENCE 3-like. Gene Ontology annotation, molecular function: DNA binding; DNA-binding transcription factor activity. The record is from RefSeq and is a predicted model, not a curated record. Gene Ontology annotation, biological process: positive regulation of DNA-templated transcription. Gene Ontology annotation, cellular component: nucleus. Bases 1 to 612 code for a protein of 203 amino acids. The transcript is spliced from 2 exons. NCBI's taxonomy places the organism in Eukaryota, Viridiplantae, Streptophyta, Magnoliopsida, Fabales, Fabaceae.